AUGGUAAAAGAUUUGGAGCACGAUGAAUAUCGUCAAAUGCGACGGAUAGCAUUUCUUGCAAUUGUCGUUUCAACCGUUGCUGUUAUUUCAACAGUGAUUACUUUACCAAUGCUUUAUAGUUUCAUUCAGACAUUAGAAAAUCAUUUAUUGUUUGAAAGUCAUUUUUGCAAGUCUCGAUCAAAGGAUAUGUGGUCCGAAAUUACAGCACUCCAGAUUGGUAAGAAAUUUUUCAGUCGCAUUAAAAGAGAAUGGUCAUUCGGUAAAUGGACAUCGGUUAGUUCUUACCAAGAUAUUGGUAAUGGCUAUAGUACCGGUAGUAAUUAUGGUGCAAAUCCAAUUUCACAAAUUAAUGAACCGGACCGGAUAAUGAGUGGCAAUUAUGAUUGGCAAUGCUGUACGUGUCAUGCGGGUGCAGCAGGACCUCCCGGUCCAGAAGGUGAGGAGGGAAAAAAGGGAGCGGAUGGAUAUCCGGGAAGAAAUGGGAAACCGGGAAAGAAUUCGAAAAUUCUUCCAUUCCCUUCAAAGGAGAAUAUUGAGGAGCAAGAAGCAUGCAUGUUUUGUCCACCAGGUCCUCCAGGAAAUCCAGGUCCUAUGGGUCCCAAAGGACCCCCGGGUCCUAAAGGAGCGCCUGGCAAUCGCGGAAAUGAUGGCGAAACAGGUGAAGAGGGGUUAGCUGGACAAGCGGGACUUAAAGGUAAACGAGGACGGCCGGGAAGACCAGGUAUACGCGGUAUACCAGGACGGCUAAUUUAUAUACCAGGACCCAUUGGUUCAGAUGGGCCAAAAGGCAACUUCGGUGAUUUGGGUCCAAAGGGUCUGCCUGGUGUCGAAGGUAUCUCUUACCCAGGUCCACCUGGUGAACCAGGUGAUGAUGGUAGGAAUGGACCAGAAGGUAAACAAGGCUUACCUGGAUUGUUAGGUCCUGCGGGUGAGGAUGGUGAACCAGGCAGUUGCAAUCAUUGUCCAGCUCCGCGAUUACCGCCAGGAUACUGA
Molecule: messenger RNA, 993 nt
Organism: Acanthocheilonema viteae
Lineage: Eukaryota; Metazoa; Nematoda; Chromadorea; Rhabditida; Onchocercidae
Source: the annotation of a GenBank genome assembly